AGGAGCGGCGGAGCAGGUUUGGUUGUGGCGGCGGGAGCGAGCGCUGGCGCCCCCCGAGGAAAGCUGUGGAGAAUGGCACAACCGCGAGUGCUGCCCCAGAGCAAAGAAACACUGCUGCAGUCAUACAACAAGAGGCUGAAGGAUGACAUCAAAUCUAUUCUGGAUAACUUCAUGGAGAUCAUAAAAACAGCUCGGAUUGAAGAUGAAACUCAGGUUUCCCGGGCAACUCAGUGUGAACAGGAUCAUUACGAGAUGCACGUGAGGGCAGCAAACAUUGUCCGCGCUGGGGAGUCUCUCAUGAAGCUUGUGUCAGAUCUAAAGCAAUUCCUGAUCCUGAACGACUUCCCGUCGGUGAAUGAAGCCAUAAACCAGCGGAACCAGCAACUGCGGAGCCUGCAAGAAGAGUGCGACCGGAAGCUGAUCACACUGCGAGACGAGAUCGCUGUCGAUCUGUAUGAACUGGAAGAAGAAUAUUACUCCUCCAGGUACAAAUAGAACAGGCUUUGGGGUCUGGCACCGGGUUUAGCGAUGUGCUGUCUGCCCCGACAGCCUGAUCACAGCACUCUGCUAACCUCACGUGCCAUACCCCAUGCUGCCAUGUACCGUUCUCAGAUGCACCUCGCGGUAUAAUACUUUGCUAUACUACGCACUAUUGUAAUGCAUUCAAAACUUUUCCAUUAAUGAUAAUGCUUGCAUUUAGGAACAGGCACUUUCUGCACAGGAGGAGUCCAUUCGGCCAUGAAGCCUAAACCACUGCUUGCUGUAUUUCUAAAUCAUCUUUCCAGAUCUCUUUCCCCAUGUCCUGCCUUGUUUUAAAUCCUCAAGUGCUUAUCCAUUUCCAUUUUCAACAAUUAUUAACCCACUUUUUCCAGCUAUUGAUAGCUUCUAUCAUAUCAAAACGUCUCAAAGCCCCUUGCAGCUUAUCACCGCCAAGUACAGUGACUACAUUUCUAGGCACAUUUGUAAACUAUAGGCUCUGACAUGCUUCUUGGUUCCUCUCUGUGUCUAAUGGAGAGUUUGUGUAAUGGGUGCCUGGUACACAUUUUUCUCUUGAUAUCUUUAAUAAGGCCCCAGGCUCCUGUGGCCUCUCUUAAGGAUCUUCCUGUUGAAUGACUGUCUCGGUCAUCAUCCCCUAAUAAACCAGCUUUUCUUAUGAUACGUUUGAUACACAGGGUAAUAAAGGGAACUUUGGCCACUUCAAAGCUUUUUACAAAAUAAUUUGCAAUACCUAAUAACUCUUGUGUGUAUUUGCACUGUUAUUGGAUGCAUCAGUCUGGCCAUUUGAAGAUGAUAAAAGUGCAAAGGUCUCGUCAGCCAGACCUGUGCAAGUGAUGGAUUAUAAGAUGCCUUUGAUCCGGAGAUAGAGAGAUCCUCACUCGGCUAUCUAUGCAUUGAGAUGUGGCCUUUAAAUAAACUCCCCCAAGUGUCCUUACAAAUCUCUUUGUGCACCAGUGGAUGUCUGGAACAGCAUUUUCUGUGUCACCUCAAGGACAUUGAACCUGAAUCCAUCCUCUUCUCUAUGGUUCAGUCUCCUGAGGGUGAUUUUCACUUCACUUUGUAUCGUUUUGUACUCGCUGUCUCACCAUUUAUUAAUUAUUGUGAGUGUGAGAGGAGAGCGCGAGCGAGGUUGAGAGGAGCGAGUGAAUGAGUGAGGUGAUUGUCUGGCAAUUGUCAGGUUACAAGAGAGAGAGUAUGUUUUUUUCACCGAAUCACAGAAAUUAGUUUUUCCAGAAUGUAAUUCCAACAGUUAUAAAAUCAUUUCUCCAUUUUACAAAAUUUAUAUUUUGUAAAUCUCCAAAGCCUAAAAUGUGAAGCGCUGAGCGUUUUGAAUAACAGCAUUUCCCCCAUUUCCCACCCACUUUGGGCUUCCCCCAUUUUCCCCCACCCAAUUUCUUUCCAUCUUGAAAGAUCAAAUAUUGUCAUACUAAGUCUCUCUAUCCCCUGGAACACUAACUCAAUUAUGAAAUAAGAUUCAUAUUCCAUGGUAUACGAAUCCCAUAAUUUACCAAUGGUGCCUUUCCCAGGUGGGGCGAAACCGUAGGCAAGUUUCCUUACUCCACAC
This is a messenger RNA of Callorhinchus milii (elephant shark), 2062 nucleotides long. RefSeq names its product mediator complex subunit 22 (gene med22). Gene Ontology annotation, cellular component: mediator complex. Gene Ontology annotation, molecular function: transcription coregulator activity. The record is from RefSeq and is a predicted model, not a curated record. The coding region runs from base 73 to 495 and encodes 140 amino acids. NCBI's taxonomy places the organism in Eukaryota, Metazoa, Chordata, Chondrichthyes, Chimaeriformes, Callorhinchidae. Gene Ontology annotation, biological process: regulation of transcription by RNA polymerase II. The transcript is spliced from 4 exons.